AUGUUUGUCGUAUCAUGUACAGUUAUUGUUCUAUUGUUAUUUACAUUGGGUUCAUCAGGCAAUGGUUUAUGUAUGUUGGUAUUUCUUCGUAAAAAAUUUCGUCAUCGUAUUAUAACACCAUAUUUUAUUGUUUUAUUAUUGACUGAUUCUAUUUAUUUAUUAUUGCAUUUAAUUAAAUUAAUUUAUUAUUCACAAACACUUUUUAAUCUAAAUAUACAUCCAGAAAAAUCAUGUUCAAAUACAGUUUUUGCACGAGCAUAUCGACAUGCAACACAAACAUGGCCACAACCAUUAGUUCCAUUUGUACAUUCGGAAACAUAUAUACGAUUUUCUUUAAUAUUAAUGUGUAUCAUAUCUGUACAUAGAACAACAUUUAUGACUCGUUCAUUAAAACGUCUUGCUAUGCCAACAACACAUAAUUAUAUACAAAAAUACAAAUGGACAUUUAUAUUUAUAAUUUUAGCAUUUUUUCUUGCAUAUAUUUUUGAAUUUGUUGGUUUAACAUUAUUUUGUUCAAAAUCAAAUAAUCGUGAUAUAUCAUACGAAUGGUUUAUUUAUAUGAGUAAAUAUAUGAAAAAUUCAACAUAUCUUUUAACAAAUACAAUGGUUGAUCAACCAAAUUCAUUAAAAUGUGUUAAUUAUGUUUUAGAAAGUUUACAAAAACGAAAUCAAAGUUCAAUUAUACAUAAAAAUGAUAUAUGUACAAAAGAACAAUUAAUAAAUAUAUUAUCCCAUUAUUUUGAUAAACAUCAACGGCCAAUUGUUAAUUUAAUACAAAAAAUUUUAUUCCAUCAAACCGGUCAUAGUAUAUCACGAAAUGAAAUUCGUCGAAAAUUUCAUUUUCAUGAAUGUUUAUUUCCUCAAGAGCCAAGCUUUUUUCAUCGUUAUUAUAAUUUUAUGUAUAGACGAUCAUUUGGUUUUAAUCGACAUACAUUAGUUAUAGGUAAGAUAAAAUCUUUUAAAUAGAUUAACAUAUA
Molecule: messenger RNA, 977 nt
Organism: Rotaria sordida
Lineage: Eukaryota; Metazoa; Rotifera; Eurotatoria; Philodinida; Philodinidae
Source: the annotation of a GenBank genome assembly